Fomitopsis serialis is the source of this 1846-nucleotide messenger RNA. RefSeq lists its product as uncharacterized. The record is from RefSeq and is a predicted model, not a curated record. NCBI's taxonomy places the organism in Eukaryota, Fungi, Basidiomycota, Agaricomycetes, Polyporales, Fomitopsidaceae. Bases 132 to 1661 code for a protein of 509 amino acids. The transcript has 3 exons.
UUGGCCCGAUUGCGAAGCACGCGAGAGCUACGAUGCCUUGAAGCGGGCGAACGUUCCGGUAUGCGAUUUUCCCAUGUAUAUCGAGAGGUAUCGCCAAAUCUGUGGUCCUCAUCACCCAAAGUCAAUGUUCAAUGUUCAACGCUCAAGUACAUUCUUCGCGGCCCUUGUGCCAUCGCAAUUGCAUCCCUAGGCCUUCGGACUCAGCCGUCUCGACUCGUCGCCCGUGGCUCAAGCCCUCUCCGCGCCUGUAUGGACGCGCGAGCCGCGAACCAUGCCUCAUGCGACACGGGGCUCCUAGCUUCGCCCACAGCCAACAAGCACCCAAUCUCCAAGCUCUGCUGCCAGUCAAAUCCGAAUCUACUACCAGGCAUGGAAUCGGGCUCAACUGCUGUACUAUCGACCCCUCUGGACUCGGACACCUCGGCGAACACGACGCCAGUACCGGACGAGGGCCCGGGACCCAGCGCCCGUGCCCAAGGAUCAAAGGCCAGCUGUCCACCCCGUAUAGCGCCAGGCCAGCUAACUCAGGAAGCAGCAGUCUCGGGUUCUGGCCGAUUGUGAGUCCCUCGUCAGCCUCACCAUGUCCGUGCCGUCGUUCCCUCCCAUGGUGCAAACGCGGUCAUGCAUGCGGACGCCUGCCAUCGCGCCGCGCUUGCCGCCUGGUGACGUCCACGACUCGGAAGCGAACACCCGUGCCGCCCACGGAGGCCAACCCGGAAAGCAUACCCUCCGAUCUUCCGAGCGGUUUCCGCGGUUCCACCUGCGGCGCGGACGUGUUGCGUAGCCGCGAGGGACCGUGCACGCCCGUGGACACAUUGCAGACUGCGCGCACGUCGCCGGAGCCUGCCUGGCAUCCGGGCGGACCCCCGCCCUGCAAGUUCGGGGCGUCGGGGGUCACAGCCGCGAGCGACCUGCGCGCUGGUUGGGGGUCUUCCCGUAUGGCGAUCUGCGCCGAACGUGCCCUGCUGAUCAUGGAUGCUAGGCGACCGGGCGCCCACCAGUCUGCCCAGCUCGUCUCCAGGGCCCGCGACACGGACGUGUGCCGCCCGUAUCGCUGUCGCGUUCGCUGCGAAUCCGAAGGCGUGUCCGGACGCUCCGCCGGUACAUCCCCCCGCGCAGUCUCGCAACCAAUCCACACGCUCUCCCUUCCUCUCUGUUGCUGCCACCGCCACGGCCCCAGUCCCGCCUCCGAACCGGCGUCGACGGUCCAUCGGAGGUCCACCCAUCCGCUCUGCGCUCCCCCGCACACGCGCCAGCACCCCGCUCAGCGUCCGCUCGACUCGGAGCCGCAGGACCAGCGGUGUCGGUGUCUGGCCCGUACUAGCAGCCAUGCGCCGGCUCUCGUCGGAAUCAAUGCGCGCCGAGCGAGCGGCGCGGCGCACUGGCAUGGGGGCGCAGCACAUCCGAGGCUCGCUACAGAAUCGAGGCGCGCCGUCUGCUUCUGCCAGGGUUGGCUGUCUGCUCCUGGCGACGUGCGAGUUGUAUCAGGGACGGCAUGGGCGUCGGCGGAAGGCGGCGCACGAGCACGCGUCGGCGUCGAUCGCAGUGGGGGCUCGUACGUGUUCGUUGGCACGCGGGCACUCGAGCUCGGACGUCGGUCGGUCGCGGUGUGCAAUGUGCAUCUCCCCCGACCUCGCACUAUCAGCUGUCCGCGCGCAUGAGGCCAUGGAACUCACGGACCUCGAUGUCUUCACGUCGACUUCGGAAGGUCUGUGUCCGAGUGGACCUGGACGUACAUGUAUUGGAGAUGUGGUGCGCCGGAUGCGAUCGAGUUCUGCAUUCCCUCUGCUUGAAAACGCGCCCCGAGCAACAGGCCACUUGACCGCACCCGCGACAAGAUGCGUGU